Messenger RNA from Lates calcarifer (barramundi perch), 9246 nucleotides. It is a transcript of the gene crebbpb, whose product is annotated as CREB binding protein b. Gene Ontology annotation, biological process: positive regulation of transcription by RNA polymerase II. Gene Ontology annotation, cellular component: transcription regulator complex; histone acetyltransferase complex; nucleus. NCBI's taxonomy places the organism in Eukaryota, Metazoa, Chordata, Actinopteri, Centropomidae. Gene Ontology annotation, molecular function: transcription coactivator activity; chromatin DNA binding; zinc ion binding. The record is from RefSeq and is a predicted model, not a curated record.
AAAACUUUUUUUUUUUGUAUCGGAGGAAUCAACAGCCGCCAUCUUGACGCGGCUCAGAAUCGGGAUUUCGGGGGGAGCAUUAAUUUUAAAAACCGAUCGGAGCUCUCCAGACCGGACUCAAACGGCUUUUUUCGUGCAGAAAAUCGAAGUGUUAGUUCUUCUGAUGAGAAUUAAUGCAAACAUGUGAGGAUUAAAUGGGUUUUUAUCGUCUCGAAAGCCCACUGUAUAUUUGAUUUCCCUUUUAGAGAGCGCCGCUUCUCGCCGUAUCUCCGUCCCGAGACGCUGUAUUUACCGGGAGACAGCGACGAGAAAAAUAAUCCACCUCAUAGAAAAUAUUUUUUGAAUUUUGUUCUUUUUAUUUAAGCCCAAAAUAGAUUUUAUGGCCGUUUGUUUCGACUGCGAAAAAAAUGAUUCUGUACAGACGUGAAACCGGCGAUCUGCGGAGAAAGGGAUUUUCUUACGCUUUGUGUAAUAUUUUAUGAUUGAUUUUUAUUUAUUUUUCUCGAACUGAAAUAAUUUUUGGACGUAAUUAUUGAGGAUAAUUAUGUGGGUGUUGGGUGUUGGAUUAUCAUGGGGUGAUCUUCGGCGGCGGAGCGUGGCGCUGUUGCCUUUCUUUUGAAACCAUUUUCUCCAGGCAGCAUUUCGCCAGUCUGCCAGUCAAGAAAAAAAAAAAAAAAAAACAGUUAAAUUGCUCUUUUACGCGCAACGUUAGGAAAAGUUACUAGUUGUUACGAGCCAUAGGCCGACAAGUUGGACAGAUCCUGCUGUUAUUUUCCCGCAUCAUCAUCCAUUCAUAAUAUUUGCCGACCAGGAUGGCUGACAAUCUGCUGGAUGUCGGACCCCCCACUGCAAAGCGACCCAAGCUUAAUUCACCUCUCUCGGGAUCAGACGGCCCAGAUCUUGUGUCUCUGUUUGACCUGGAAAAUGACCUUCCAGAUGAGCUCAUUCCCAAUGGAGACCUGGGAAUGGGAAUGUCAUCUAACGGUGGUCCAGGUGGAGGGGGUCCUGGUCUCAACUCCAUUGUUCCUGAUGCAGCUGCCAAACACAAGCAGUUGUCUGAGCUCCUGCGACCAGGAAGUUCCUCCAUCUUGGCAGGUGGCCACAACUCUGCCAGUCCCCAACAGGGAGGCAUGGUGGGAAGCCAGCUAGGCGCUGUGCUUGGUAAAAGUCCAAUGGGGCAAGGCUCCCCCAAUCACCAGUCUCCUCAGGGCCAGAAAGGAGGUGCUGCAGCUGGACAAGGCAAUGGAAGCACAGGCAUGGGCUUCAACCAGGCCAUGUUGAACAGUGGGCAGGGUCACGGGGUCAUGGGCCAGACAGGACAGGUGAUGAAUGGGGCUCUGGGACCGGCAGGACGGGGGAGACCUGGAGCCGGCAUGCAGUACCAAGGCCAAGGUAUGCAGGGGGCACAAGUGGGUGCUGGACCUGGUGUUGGAGGCAGCGUGCUGGCAGAGACACUUACCCAAGGAGGGCCACAGAUGGGUGCACAUAAUGCGUUGAAUGCUCAGCAAACUGGAAACAUGAAUAAGAUGGGGAUGUCAGGAGCUCCAUUUGGCCAGCAGUAUGGUCAGGCUGGAGUGCAGCAGAUGGGGGCAGCGGGGGUCAAUGCUCAACAACUCCAGAACAAGACAGCCCUUUCAAACAACCUGCCCCAAUUCCCUGCGGAGCUGAAGGGAGCUGGGAGUGUGCCAAACAUGAUGCAGCAGCAGGUAGCAUCGGUGGGCAUGGUCCCUGGGGCUGGAGCUGUGUCAGCAGGCCCAACGGCUGACCCUGAGAAGCGCAAACUCAUUCAGCAGCAGCUGGUCCUGUUGCUCCAUGCACAUAAGUGCCAGCGGCGGGAGCAGGCCAAUGGGGAGGUGAGGGCCUGCACUCUGCCCCACUGCCGCACCAUGAAGAACGUCCUCAACCACAUGACCCACUGCCAGGCUGGCAAGUCCUGCCAGGUGGCUCACUGUGCAUCAUCCAGACAGAUCAUCUCCCACUGGAAGAACUGUACGCGGCACGACUGUCCGGUCUGCCUGCCUUUAAAGAAUGCUAGUGACAAGAGGAACCAGCAGCCCAUGCUAAGUUCCCCUGGGGCUGGCCUGCAGAAUGCCAUCAGCACAGUCGGACCUGGCCAGCCUAGUGCCACAGCCAUCAACAGUGCUGCCACACACAUUGACCCCAGCUCCAUGCAGAGGGCCUAUGCUGCCCUGGGCCUGCCGUAUGGGAACCAACCCUCUGCUCAGGUCCAGGGACAGGGUCCAGCUCAGCAAAACCCCCAGGGCCCCCAGCACCAGCAGCUGCGAAAUAUGAACCCAUUAGGCACUAAUCAGAUGAACCAGAUGGCCGGAGGCAUGGGUGUCCCCUCUUCAGACCAGACUGGCAUGCACUCCGAUUCCUCUCUACCCUCUACACUCAACAAUCAGCUGAUGCCAGAUGGGUCAGUAGCAGGAGGCAUGGGAAACCUGCCCACUGCCACCCCUCUGUCUGCUUCAGGGGUAAGGAAGGCCUGGCAUGAACACGUCACUCAGGACCUGCGCACCCACCUGGUGCACAAACUAGUACAAGCCAUAUUCCCCACCCCAGACCCUGCAGCACUGAAGGACCGACGAAUGGAGAACCUGGUGGCGUAUGCACGCAAGGUUGAGGGUGACAUGUAUGAGUCAGCUAACAGCAGGGAUGAGUAUUACCACUUCCUGGCAGAAAAAAUUUACAAGAUCCAGAAGGAACUAGAGGAGAAGAGGCGCUCACGGCUCCAGAAACAGCCUGGCAUGGUGGGCACAGCUGGGCCUCAGCAGCCUGGUAUGGCUCAGCCCAAUACCAUGGGCCCAGGACAGGCUGUCCGACCUCCCAAUGGACCUGUGCCUAUGCCCAACAUGCCAAAUCAGAUAAUGAACCGUAUGCAGGUGCCCCAAGGAAUCGGUCAAUUUAACCCAAUGGCAAUGCAGAAUGCGCAGAUGUCUCAGGCACCCCUGGGAGCACGUGCUCCCUCCCCCAUGAACCAUCCACAACAGAUGAACAUGAGCUCCGUCCCACCGAUGGUCAUGUCCCCAUCAAGGAUGCCUCAGACUCAAGGAAUGAUGGGUGGUCAUGCAAAUAACAUGGUUACUCAGACAGCCAAUCAGGGCCAGUUCAUGCCACAGGGCCAGUUUCCUGCAGCUGCAGGUGGAGCAAUGAAUGUGAAUGUAGGCAUGGGCCAGCCCAUAACACAGGCUGCUGUCACACAGCAGCCGCAGAACUCUAACCUCCCCUUGAAUGCACUGGGCUCCCUCGGCCCCCAGCUGCCCUGUGGCCCUGCUCCCCAGCCAACCCUGGGUGCCACCCCUCCACCCAAUGCCUCUGCCAGCCUGCAGCCUCAGCAGCAGCAGCAGCAGCCGCAGCUGCAGCAGCAGCAGCAGCACCAUGCUCCUGCGCAGGCCCAGGUGCCACCGCAGCCCUCCACCCCUGCCUCCGCGGGUGGGCCCUCUUCCACCCCAACCCAUAUACCCAGUAGCCUCCCUGGUCCCCCCUCAGCCAUGGGCACACCCCCUGACCCAUCCCAACCGCUCACACCCCUGCAGGCCCAACCCGAACCCCCCAACCAGAUGCAGCAGCCCACCUCAGUGCAGGCACAGCACCCCAGCACACCGUUAUCCCAGGCAGCAGCCAGCAUAGAUAACAGAGUGCCCACCCCAGGCUCUGUGGCUGAGCUGAGCUCCCAGCAGGCCCUGCCUGACAUGAGUGGCACUGAAGUCAAAUCUGAAGUAAAAGAUGAAGAAGAUGACAGCAGCUCUGGGAAGAAGCAGACCAGUGUAAAAAUGGAGGAUGAUGAAACCAAACCUCCACUUGUGAAGAAGGAGGAGCCAGACGCAGCAGAGCCAAAGCAGGAACCAAUGGAAACUGAGGAGAAGAAGCCGGAGAUGAAGACAGAACCCAAAGAAGAGGAGGAAAGUGGGGCCAACAGCACAUCAACCACCGCCACCACUCAGAACCGCAAAAAAAUUUUCAAGCCAGAGGAGUUGAGACAAGCCCUAAUGCCGACGCUUGAGUCCUUGUACAGGCAAGACCCAGAGUCUCUGCCCUUCAGACAACCUGUAGACCCCAUGCUACUGGGCAUCCCUGACUACUUUGACAUUGUGAAGAAUCCCAUUGACUUAUCCACUAUCAAGCGUAAGCUGGAUACUGGUCAGUACCAGGAACCUUGGCAGUAUGUGGACGAUGUGUGGCUCAUGUUCAACAAUGCCUGGCUGUACAACCGUAAAACAUCCCGUGUCUACAAGUACUGCACCAAACUGGCUGAAGUGUUCGAAGCGGAGAUAGACCCUGUCAUGCAGAGCCUGGGCUACUGCUGUGGUAGGAAGUAUGAGUUCUCACCCCAGACGCUGUGUUGCUAUGGCAAACAGUUGUGUACCAUCUCCAGGGAUGGCACCUACUACAGCUACCAGAACAGGUAUCACUUCUGUGAAAAGUGCUUCAACGAGAUCCAGGGCAACAGUGUGACCCUGGGGGAUGACCCGGCACAGCCACAGACCAUGAUAUUAAAAGAUCAGUUUGAAAAGAAGAAGAAUGACAUGUUGGACCCUGAACCGUUCAUUGAAUGUAAAGACUGUGGACGAAAGAUGCAUCAGAUCUGCGUGCUGCACUAUGACGUCAUUUGGCCAUCAGGCUUUAUCUGUGACAACUGUCUGAAGAAAUCUGGCAAAUCAAGAAAGGAAAACAAGUUCUCAGCCAGACGGUUGCAGUCUACAAGGUUAGGAACGUACAUUGAGGACAGAGUGAACAAGUACUUGAAAAGGCAGAACCACCCGGAGGCUGGUGAGGUGUUUGUGCGAGUGGUGGCCAGCUCUGACAAAACUGUGGAGGUUAAGCCUGGCAUGAAGUCUAGGUUUGUAGACUCAGGCGAGAUGGUGGAGAGUUUCCCGUACAGAACCAAAGCACUUUUUGCAUUUGAGGAAAUAGAUGGGGUGGACGUUUGUUUCUUUGGCAUGCACGUUCAGGAGUACGGCUCAGAGUGCCCCUUUCCAAACACCAGACGGGUUUACAUAUCAUACCUUGACAGUAUUCACUUCUUCAAACCACGUUUGCUAAGGACUGCAGUGUACCAUGAGAUCUUGAUAGGCUACCUGGAGUAUGUGAAGAAACUGGGGUAUGUGACUGGUCACAUCUGGGCCUGCCCACCCAGUGAGGGAGAUGACUACAUUUUCCACUGCCACCCUCCUGACCAGAAGAUCCCCAAGCCCAAGAGGCUUCAAGAGUGGUACAGAAAGAUGCUGGACAAGGCUUUCGCUGAGAGGAUCAUACAUGAUUACAAGGACAUUUUCAAGCAGGCAACAGAAGACAGGCUGACCAGUGCCUACGAGUUGCCAUACUUUGAGGGUGACUUUUGGCCUAAUGUACUGGAAGAGAGCAUCAAGGAACUGGAGCAAGAGGAGGAGGAGAGGAAGAAGGAGGAGAACACAGCCUCUUCUGAGACAACAGAGGGAGCCCACGCUGACAGCAAGAAUGCCAAAAAGAAGAAUAACAAGAAAACCAACAAAAACAAGAGCAGCGUCAGCCGAGCCAAUAAGAAAAAGCCUGGGAUGCCGAAUGUAGCUAAUGAUCUGUCCCAGAAGCUCUACGCCACAAUGGAGAAACAUAAGGAGGUAUUUUUUGUCAUCCACCUCCACGCUGGGCCAGUCAUUAACACCCUGCCACCCAUUAUGGACCCCGACCCUCUGUUGACCUGUGACCUAAUGGAUGGCCGUGAUGCCUUUCUGACUUUGGCCAGGGACAAGCACUGGGAGUUCAGCUCUCUGAGAAGAUGCAAAUGGAGCACAAUGUGCAUGUUGGUGGAGCUGCAUAACCAGGGCCAGGACCGCUUUGUGUACACUUGCAAUGAGUGCAAGCACCACGUGGAGACCCGCUGGCACUGCACUGUCUGCGAGGACUAUGACCUAUGCAUUAACUGCUACAACGCUAAGGGCCAUGAGCACCAAAUGGUUAAGUGGGGCCUGGGUAUAGAUGACGACAGCAACAGUCAGGGUGGAGAGGCCUCUAAGAGCCCUCAGGAGAGCCGACGUCUCAGCAUCCAGCGCUGCAUCCAGUCCCUGGUCCACGCCUGUCAAUGCCGCAAUGCCAACUGCUCUCUGCCUUCAUGCCAGAAGAUGAAGAGGGUAGUUCAGCACACCAAGGGCUGCAAGCGCAAGACCAAUGGUGGCUGCCCUGUGUGCAAACAGCUCAUUGCUUUGUGUUGUUAUCACGCCAAGCACUGUCAGGAGAACAAGUGUCCUGUUCCUUUCUGUCUCAACAUCAAGCACAAACUCCGUCAGCAGCAGCUGCAGCACAGGCUCCAGCAGGCUCAAAUGAUGCGCCGCAGAAUGGCCACCAUGGCUGGAAGGGGUAUGCCCAUGCCGUCUCCACCUACCUCAGCAGCCCCCGACACCCCUAACUCUGUGCCGCAGCCUAAUACACCCCAGACCCCCCAGCCCAUGCCCAACCAACCCCAACAACAGCAGCCACCAAACCCUGCCAAUAUUACCCAAGGCUUCCCCAACAAUGGCCGCAGCAGCCAGCCCCCAACACCAGUCCCACAGGGCAAACCAGGGCCUCAGUCAUCUCCUCUCCAUCAACAGCCGUCACCUCUGCCUAACAUGCCACACCAACAGCAGCCGCAGCCUCAGCCACCACAGCAGCAGCAGCAGCAGCAACCGCUGCUGGCAGCCCUAAAGGUGGCCAGACAGAUUGAGAUGGUAGCCAAGGCGAAGCAACAGCAGCAGCAGCAGCAGCAGCAACAGCAACAGCAACAGCAGCAGCAGCAGCAGCAGCAGCAGCAGAAUUAUGCCAUGAAUGGGAUGCCCAUGAACCACCCACGAAUGAUGGGGUCCAUGCAGGGCCAGAUGCAGAUGAUGCAGGGGCCACGGGGCCCCCAGGUGAUGCAGGCUAUGCAGCAAGGACAGUGGGGUCCAGGAAUGCAGAAUCCCAUGCAGAAUCCCCAGGGUCAUCAGCCGCAGGUCCCACCUCAACAAGGCCCCAUGGCCCCUCAGCAGGCUCAGGGAACUCCCAUGCCCCAGCAGGGCCAGCUCAUGCAGAGGCCCAUGAUGCCUCAGCAACAGGGUCUCCAGAUGCCUGGGGUCAUGCCUCCCCAGGGACCCUCACAGCAGGGCAUGACACCACAGCAGCAGAACAUGCCCCGGGGAAUGCCUGGCAACAUUGCUCCGAGCGCCCUGCAGGACUUACUGCGUACUCUUAAAUCUCCCAGCUCCCCCCAGCAGCAACAGCAGGUCCUCAACAUCCUCAAGUCUAACCCCCACCUCAUGGCUGCAUUCAUCAAACAGAGGACAGCAAAGUACCAGGCCAAUCAGCCACAGCAACAGCAGCAGGGGCAGCAGCAGAACCCUCAGGCCAUGCUGGGGUCCCAGGCAGGAAUGCAGGCCAUGGCAGCCAUGGCAAACCAGGUGCAGAGACCAGGGAUGGCGCCUCAGCAGCAGCCUCCUCAGCAGACAGGGCCACAGGGCAUGGCGCCCAUGGGUCCCCAAGGCCAGAUGAUGAACGCUGCUCAAAAUGGCAAUCCCCAGCUGUAUCGCAGACAGCAGCUGCUCAGGAUGCAGCAGAUGCAGCAGGCGCAGCAGCAGCAGCAGCAGCAGGGAGGCAUGCCUCAGGGCCACGGUCAGUUCCCCCAGCAGCAGCCAGGGCCAGCAAGCUAUUCCCAGCUUCGUAUGCAGCAGCAAAUGGCUAUGCAAGGAGGUGGAGGGCCCAUGGGCCAGCUUCCUCCCACAUCGCAAAUGGGCCAACCUGGUAUGGGCAUGGAUGGGCCCCAGAACCUCCUCCAGCAGCGCAUGCUUCAACAGCAACAGCAACAGCAGAUGUUGAAGCAGCAGAUGGGCUCUCCAGCACAGGCUAACUCGAUGAGUCCACAACCCCACAUGCUACAAGGCCAAGCCCAAGGAGGAGCUCACUUACCUGGCCAGACGAUGGCAAACACCCUGGGAAACCAAGUACGCUCCCCAGCCCCAGUGCAGUCACCCCGUCCGCCUUCACAGCAGCCCCCGCAUUCCAGUCCCUCCCCACGGAUACAGCCCCAGCCCUCACCCCAGCAUAGCGCCCUCCACUCCAGCUCUCCUCACCCCAGCCUUGGAGGCCCCAUGUCAGGCUCCAUGGAGCAGGGACACAUGGGAACACCGGAGCAGAGUGCCAUGCUCCCACAACUUAACACACCAAACCGAGGGGGAUUAAGUAAUGACAUGGGUAUGGUGGGUGACACGACGGGAGACACGCUGGAGAAAUUUGUUGAAGGAUUGUAGCAUUUCAUGACAGAAGAAAAAGGCCUUGUUCUGUUUUCAGCUGAGAAAUUUUUGUACUUGCUCAUGUAAAAAGCUAAAAGAAAUACAGACAAAUGAGUCAUAUGAGGCCUACAGACUGUGAACUUUCCUUAAACCAAGGGACUGCUUUUUCUUCCAACACAGAGUGAUUUAAUAAUUGCUGUUGAAAAGAAGACAACAAAGACACAAAGAAUAUAUUUUUGGUUUAGACCAGCCAUGCAAGAAUUUGCCCUGGUCUUUGUGUUGUUUUAAUUUGUUUUUCAUUUGUUAUGCUCUGGUAUUGACUUUUUUAACAAAACUUCUCAAAACAAAAAAUAUUUCACUUUAUUAUUCUUUUUUUUAUUUUGUACCUUUGCAAAUUAAUAUCGUAUUUGUGUUGAGAAGACUGUAAAAUUAUUUGUCUGGGAAUUUUUUGCCAGGUUUCACCUCUUGCUCAGUUUCUCUGUUCCUGGCUAAUUUAUUCUAAUAUGCCAUUUUUCAAAAGGACUGCCUUUGGGAAAGCCUUAAUUUCUUUCCUGUUUGCAGAGUUUAUGGGAGAUUAACGUAUUUGUAUAGAUUUAGGAAUUAUUGCACACACCCAAACACAACAUGCAGGUGUAAGAGAAACCUGCAUUGAAGCUUGUUAAUGUUCACAGGUGCCAGAAUGUUCUUUUUACUGGCCUGGGCCCAGUAUUUGUCUUGCAGAUGUUUAAAAAUUGCUUUGUCUCUCCUUCAGUCUAAAGAAAUUCUCAUUAAGUACUGAACCUCUUUUGCCUGUGGUGGGAAAUUAACUUGUUUGACUGCUGAUUUGUAUUCAGAGAGAGUUUUGUGCAUCAUUUUCUCUCUUGCAUUAAACUUGAAUUGAUGAUGAACUGUUCUCUAAUGUAAAUCAUGCAGCUAGACAGUACUGUAAAUAUGCAGAAAAUAAGAAUGAAAUCACUGUACAAACUGGUUCAAAUGGCUCAUUUCGUACUUAUAUACCAUAUUGUUAAAUAAACCUGUGUGCCACAGA